AGACAUCAGACAGAAUAUCACUCUUCCUUGAGUAUACAACAAGCGCAGCAACAUUUCGCGACUACCCAUCUAGCCCCCUAGCUUCUCCAAAGAAUCGAUAUGGCCAUCCUACAAUCAACAAUCGCGCGACCCCUCUUGCUGGGCACUCGGACUAUGCAAUGGGUUAGCUCUGUGAUUGCCAUGGGUAUCUACGCCUAUUUCGUCCACAAGCAGCACCACGGUACUCACAUCAUCUUCAACUUGGUCAUCUCUGUCUUGUCUGUCGUCUUCUUCCUGCCAGCUUUCCUCUCGCCUUUCAAGUCGACUUUGUUGAGCAAGUGGGUUGCUUUGAUCGAUAUGAUCUUCUCUUACCUGUGGUUGACUGCAUUCAUCUUCUCGUCCCAAAGCUACAACUACGGCAACGUCUACUUCAAUGCUCCUUUCGGUGUCAAGGUAUCUGUCAAGCAUGCCGCUGAAGCGUUUACCUUCCUUGCCUUCUUCUUCACUGUCCUUGGCCUCCUCUUCGAGACCAUGACCCGCUGGGUGGACGCUGACCACGACCCUAUCGUCCGCGAGAAGCACCACGGCGACGCUCGUGCUCCUCUCGAUGCUCCUGCCAACACCACCGGCGCCGCCGCUGUCUAAGAGUGGACUCUUUGACCAAAACGCCAGGACGAGGCUGGCACAAGAUAUAUUCCUCGUCCGGCUCUUUUAAAUCUCGUUUGAUACGAUUGAUGAAUCGACAACAUAUCAUGAGAUACGAUGAAUGAUAUGAAAGGGGGAAUACCACUAUCGCAUGUACAUUCUAAUACCUAUACCGUCCUUUUUUUCACAUGCUGCUUAUACCUGUUGUUGGUUGUUGCUUGUUAGCGUGAGGGUCAUCAUGUCUUCUCUCAUCUCUCUGGGUCAUCCAGGUGGAAUAGGGUUGGGAUCCUGGCUUGGAUUGUUUUUUUGCUUAAUAAUACCUAAUUUUGUACUGUUAUAUAU
This is a messenger RNA of Talaromyces stipitatus ATCC 10500, 966 nucleotides long. RefSeq lists its product as uncharacterized. Lineage: Eukaryota; Fungi; Ascomycota; Eurotiomycetes; Eurotiales; Trichocomaceae. The record is from RefSeq and is a predicted model, not a curated record. Gene Ontology annotation, cellular component: membrane. The transcript is spliced from 3 exons. The coding region runs from base 100 to 624 and encodes 174 amino acids.